CCUUUUGUCCCCAACCCAUCAUAAAGUUUUCCACACAAUUGUUUCUUAGUCAACGAUCUACUUUAUUGUUUGUUAUUAUUAAUCAAUUCAUACAAAUUCCUCCCGGUUAAUAAAGCUUUCAUUCUAUUUGAUCCUUCAAGCAUACAUUCAAUGGCAUCUACUUCAGCUUCAUCAGUUCAAAAGAGCUUCAAGUACGAUGUCUUUUUGAGUUUCAGAGGUGAAGACACUCGCAAGACCUUUGUCGGUCAUCUCUAUCAUGCUCUUCACUGUAGAGGCAUUAACACUUACAAAGAUGAUGAAAAAAUCAAGAAAGGAGAAGUGAUCAGUAAAGAGCUCAUCACAUCAAUUCAAGACUCAAGAUUUUACAUCAUUGUCUUCUCCAAGGACUAUGCAUCUUCAUCAUGGUGCUUAGACGAGCUCGAGAAGAUUAUAGAGUGCCAGAGGUUGACCGAGCAUACUGCUUACCCUGUGUUCUAUGAUGUUGAACCCACCCAUGUCCGCCACCAAAGUGGGGCCGUUGAAGAAGCCUUUAAAAAACAUGUAGGGAAAGAGGGUGCUGGCAGAUGGAGAGGUGCUCUUAGUGAAGCAGCCGGUCUGGCUGGGUGGGAGUUAAAAAACACUCUGAAUGGAGAUGAAGCUAAGUUCAUCCAAGCGAUUGUUAGAUACAUUUCACUAGAGCUACGCUUCAUCAGUCCAAGCUUUGAUCAGAAGUUAGUAGGCAUCGAGACCCGUGUAAACAAGAUAGUAUCAUCUUUAAGAGUUGGUCUUAAUGAUCCUUGCAUGAUAGCCAUCAAGGGGAUUGGAGGGGGUGGGAAGACGACUUUAGCGAAAGCUGUGUUUGAUCAUAUAUCCUGUCAGUUUGAAGGUAAAAGCUUUGUUGAGAAUGUUUCAAAACGCUCUUCGUUUGGUUUAAAGAAAUUGCAAAAACAGAUCCUUAAAGAUGUUUUUAGCGGUCAAUGCAUUGACAACAACACGGAGAUGCAAAGGAUGCGUAAUACAAAGGUACUUGUUGUUCUGGAUGAUGUGGAUAAUAUCAAGCAGCUUGAGGCGUUAGCAGGUUCACCUAGCUGGUUUAAGCCAGGAAGUAAAAUCAUCAUUACAACUAGAAAUGAGCAAGUGUUCAAGCCACACCAAGUGAAGCUUAUUCAUGAUGUCAAUCAGUUAUUGUUAUCAAAUGAUGAAGCGAUUUGCCUCUUUAGUAGGUAUGCAUUUGGGGGAGAGAUUCCAAUUAGAGAUUAUGAAGAGUUAUCAAGCCAAGUUGCGCAGUAUGCUGCUGGUCUUCCCUUAACAACUAAAGUUUUGGGUUCACAUCUUUGUGGUGUAGAUAAGGAUGGAUGGAUAGAUGCCAUUGACAGACUAAAAACAAUUCCGGAACAGGAAACUUUGGAAACAAUGGAACUAAGCUAUAAUGGUCUCGAGGAUGAUGAGAAAAAAAUAUUUUUAGAUGUUGCAUGCAUCCUGAAAGGUGAAAUGAAAGACGAAGCAAUCCGAGUACUUGAAUGUUGUGACUUUCAUGCUAAAAGAGGUUUAAGAGUUCUUGAGCAGAAAUCUUUGAUAACUAUCUCUAACGAUGGUCGUUUGGGCUUGCAUGACCGUAUUGAAGAAAUGGGCAAAAAUAUUGUUCUUCGUUUGAGCCCUGGAGACCCUAAGAGAUAUGAACGCUUAUGGAUUAAAGAGGAAAUCGAAGAUAUUUUGAAAAAUGACCUGGGUUCUGAAGCAAUAAGAUGUAUAAAACUGGAGGAUACAGAUCUCAGUUCAACUAUUAUUAUGAAAGGUCUUAGAAAAAUGAAUGGACUUAGAUAUCUUUACGUGAACACCCCUGUUGGUAAAGUUGAAGUUAAUGAAGUUUGGCAAUACUUACCAGAUACUUUACGAUCACUACAUUGGCCUGGAUACCCUCUUGGGUGUUUACCUAAGACAUUUCAAGCAAAUAAGCUUGUUGACCUCGCAAUGGUUCAGAGUAAUAUCUGUCAACUCUGGGAAGAGGGACAAACUAAGGCUCUUGAGAAGCUCAAAUUCCUUGACCUCAAAUAUUCAAACUUGACAGCCUUUGAUCUUGGGAUGACUCUAGAUCUUGAGAUGUUAGAUCUUAAAAAAUGCUACGAAUUUCUAGAACUCCACAUGCCACUUACUCCUUUAAAGCUCAAAUUUUUAAAUCUCAGUGGUUCUAAGGUGAGUAACCCUAACUUUAGGCUAACUCCACAUCUCGUGAAGUUAACUUUGUCGAUAAAGGAUGUUAAGCAUCUUCCAGAUAGCAUCUGUAAGUUGAAACAUCUGAAAUAUCUUAACCUAAAAUCUUGUAAGCUUCUUGAGCAGUUACCCACUGAUAUAUACAAGCUACAUGGUUUAGAGGAGUUACACCUAACGAAAUGUUUUGUCUUACAAGAAAUUACGAACAACAUUUGUAUGUUGAAACAUCUGAAAUAUCUUAAACUCACAUCUUGUUCGUUAAUUGAGCAAUUACCCGAGGAUCUUGGCAGAUUAGAGUGUCUGGAGGAGUUAUACCUGAUAACUUGUAUGUCGUUACAAGAUAUUCCAAACAGCAUCUGUAACAUGAAAUGUUUAAGAUAUUUACAUCUCCCUCAUUGUAAUCUAGUUACGGAACUGCCAGAGGAAUUUGGACGCUUACAUUGUUUGAAAGAGUUAAAUAUAGAAGGUUCAGGCAUAAAGUAUCUUCCGGCAACCAUUUACCGAUUGAGAGAUCUGUGCAUUGUGUGGUCUAGUGGGCAGCUUGAGUGGCAUGGUUUUACAUCAUUGAAAAAGAUCUCAAAAUACACGGCCUCUUCCUACGUAUAUAGUUGCGAAUAAGAUAGGCACUCACAACAUGAGUCUCCUUUAUUGACUCAAGGCCUAGUUUCAAGGAUUCCGGAAUGUACUCAAGGAGGAGAUCAAGUUAUAUAUUAAUUGAUGUUCAAAUACUUGAUGGUGUAUGUAUAUAUUUAUGUGAUUCUAGAAUUUUCCGUUUUUAA
Helianthus annuus (common sunflower) is the source of this 2969-nucleotide messenger RNA. Its product is annotated as TMV resistance protein N. Gene Ontology annotation, molecular function: protein binding; ADP binding. The transcript has 4 exons. Gene Ontology annotation, biological process: defense response; signal transduction. Lineage: Eukaryota; Viridiplantae; Streptophyta; Magnoliopsida; Asterales; Asteraceae. The record is from RefSeq and is a predicted model, not a curated record. The coding region runs from base 151 to 2808 and encodes 885 amino acids.